AAAGAAGCCGAAGAUGGGGUGGACGUAGCGUAGCCGACUCACGUUCUAUAUUAGCACGAGCAGAGGAAGAAACAUAGCAAAAUCUUUUGGCGACGAGACGGGCGUCGUCGUCCUCCCCUCGCGGUUUCCACGGAGCCACCAUUUUUCUUUCCGUUUCGGUGGUUGCUUCUGCAGUCGAUCCAGGCCCAACACGCCAUAAACUCCCUCCAAACCUCCCCUUGCCUUCUCCUCCGAUCAUUCGCCGAGCCUGGUCAAAACACUUUCCUAUUUCAGUCGGGGCUCGCUGGCCGGCUUCAAAUGCUGGUCGCCUCCACGCUCCAUCGUUGCCUGAGCAAAUCCACCACCGGCUCAGGACCGGCUCCAUUCCUGAAAUCUCCCCCAGCUUCUAGAAUUUGGAUUCUUUAGUCCAAGCUCGCAUCUUUCCCAGAUACGGAUUGGGUUCUCUUUGAGCGGAAUCCCACCGGCUGAGCUUUCGAGAGGUCGGAUUCGGGCAUAGUUGCAGCAUGACGAUCGAUCUGUCCACCAUGCCCGGGAGCUCGGCGCGCCUUCUCGACACCGCGGGGAGGAAGGACAUGAACUUCUUCAGGAACCGCUACGUGCUCGGGCUCACCGGCGUCGCGGGAAUCGGCGGCUUCCUCUUCGGCUACGACACAGGUGUCAUAUCUGGAGCCCUUCUGUACAUUCGGGACGAUUUCCCGGCUGUGAAAGACAAUUUAUUCUUGCAGGAGACAAUCGUUAGCAUGGCUUUACUUGGAGCCAUGAUUGGAGCAGCUGGGGGUGGUUGGAUAAAUGAUGCCUAUGGUCGCAAGAAGUCGACUCUUCUUGCAGACAUGAUGUUUGCAAUCGGGUCACUUGUUAUGUGUGCUGCUGGCGGUCCUUACAUUCUGAUUCUUGGAAGGCUCUUUGUUGGAUUGGGAAUAGGGAUAGCAUCAGUCACAGCCCCAGUUUACAUUGCUGAAGCUGCUCCUUCAGAAAUUAGGGGAGGUUUGGUGUCAACUAAUGUCCUCAUGAUUACUGGUGGUCAAUUCUUCUCGUACCUGGUCAAUCUUGGCUUUACCGAGGUUCCUGGAACAUGGCGCUGGAUGCUUGGAGUUGCUGCCGUGCCAGCAGUCGUUCAGUUUGUGCUGAUGCUUUUUCUGCCAGAAUCGCCCCGUUGGCUAUACCGGAAGGAUGAGAAGGCAAAAGCUAUUGCUGUCCUGGAGCAGAUAUAUGACUCUGAUCGUCUAGAUGAAGAGGUUGAGCUGCUUGCUUCGUCUUCCAUGCAUGAAUUCCAGUCUAACUGUACUGGGAGCUAUCUGGACAUAUUCAGGUCGAAGGAACUAAGGCUUGCCUUUUGUGCUGGAGCUGGUCUUCAGGCCUUCCAGCAGUUCACUGGCAUCAACACUGUGAUGUACUACAGCCCCACGAUAGUCCAGAUGGCGGGAUUCACUUCCAACAGGUCGGCCUUACUCCUUUCCCUCAUCAUCGCUGCCAUGAACGCAAGUGGAACCAUUGUUGGAAUCUAUCUCAUCGACCGUUGUGGCCGCCGCCGCUUGGCCCUUACAAGCUUAGCUGGGGUUGUGCUUUCCCUUGUCAUUCUUGCCUUGGCCUUCAUACUGCAGUCAUCUUCCAGCCUUUGUGGGAGCUUAUUCAGUGGCUCUUGCCAAGGUGUGUUGGGUUGGUUCGCAGUCGGAGGGCUCGCUCUAUACAUCGCGUUCUUUUCUCCAGGGAUGGGCCCAGUCCCAUGGGCUGUGAACUCCGAGAUCUACCCUGAGGAAUACCGUGGAAUGUGCGGGGGCAUGUCAGCCACUGUCAACUGGGUUUCCAACCUAAUAGUGGCACAGAGUUUCCUCUCGAUUGUGGGGUGGGUUGGAACUGGCCCUACAUUUCUGAUCAUCGCCGGAAUUGCUGUGAUGGCCUUCAUCUUUGUGGCUCUGUAUGUGCCGGAGACGAAGGGCCUGAGCUUCGAGCAGGUUGACCUCCUGUGGAAGGAGAGAGCUUGGGGUAAGCAGGGCAGCCACGAGAGCCUCUUGGGUGCAGCACCGUAGAGGGUCCUCCUGCUCUGAUCCUGCAGGGCGGGUGCUCCUUUUAACAUGGCGCCACGCUGCACCUGGCUAGUCUGCCCACGCCAUUGCCUGACCUCUAGCUAGGAAGGUCUUAAAAAAGAGUUGGAUGGAUGCAGAUACAACCCGUGUCUCUGGGUGGUGUUUAGAUCGUUCUUAUGUUGCCUGGAUGUAUGUAUUAUCGUGGUGUUGAUGGUCUAAACAUAUUGUCACUUGUUCAUGUCGAAAAGACCGUGUGACUGAGAUCGGUUUCGUGCAUUGCUGGCGUGAGUGAUGGUAUCAAGGGAAUCAAUGAGCUACACUGGCAGGGAAAAGCAGAUGAACAACUGAUGUCUUUAGCAGUUUAUAUUUUGUUUGGAUUUUGUGUCUGUAAUUGGAAAACUGGCUCCUAGAUUGCAAUUGUGUGUAAACCUUAUAUACCAACGAUGGCCCCUCUUGCCUCUUGUCUCAAA
Lolium perenne is the source of this 2494-nucleotide messenger RNA. Its product is annotated as inositol transporter 1. Gene Ontology annotation, cellular component: membrane. Gene Ontology annotation, biological process: transmembrane transport. NCBI's taxonomy places the organism in Eukaryota, Viridiplantae, Streptophyta, Magnoliopsida, Poales, Poaceae. The record is from RefSeq and is a predicted model, not a curated record. Gene Ontology annotation, molecular function: transmembrane transporter activity.